Mercenaria mercenaria is the source of this 2734-nucleotide messenger RNA. RefSeq lists its product as uncharacterized. The coding region runs from base 76 to 1800 and encodes 574 amino acids. The transcript has 3 exons. Lineage: Eukaryota; Metazoa; Mollusca; Bivalvia; Venerida; Veneridae. The record is from RefSeq and is a predicted model, not a curated record. Gene Ontology annotation, molecular function: zinc ion binding.
UACUGUAGGCGAAAACGAAAGUUGGAGAAUCAAAUCGUUGAAUAUACAUUUGGGAAGAUAAAAGAAGGUAUUCUGAUGGCAGAAGGAGGUGGUUACAAUGUUUCAGUGCGGGGUUCUGAUGCAGAAUUUGAGUACACGUGCACACCGUGCACAGAAGACGGCAGCAAUCAAGAAGCAGUGAAAUACUGCCCGGAAUGUAAGGAAUUUCUUUGUGCAGCAUGUACAAAAUGUCAUAAAAAGUUUUCCGCAACGAAGAAGCAUAUCCUGCUUGAAAAAGACUUCCAGAAGCACAAACAUACUGUUGAAACCAGUGUGGGAGUAGUGAAGAAAAGAGAAAAGUGUGCAGCUCAUGUGGAAAGAGAUAUUGAGAUGUACUGCGGAUCACAUGACAUGGUUUACUGUGCUCUGUGCAUUGCUAAAGAUCACAGAUCAUGUCCGAAUGUAUUCGAAAUCAAAGAAGCAGUUGAACGCUUUUCUGUGCAGCCAGACGACAUUACAGUUGCAAAAGUUGAAAAUGUGGCGAAGAAAUUGGCAGAAACAAAACAAAACAAAAAUGAAAACGUCAAAAGUAUUGAGAUGGAAAGUAAUAACAUACUAAUUAAUGUUGAAGGAACAAAAGAGAAGCUUAUUAAGCAUGUUAAAAAACUUGCUGGAGAAACAACAGUAAAAGUCAACGCAGCACGCACUAAUCUUAAACAAGAGUUAGAAAAUGAGCGGGAUACCAUUGAUGAGAAUAUUUCAUUGGUAGAAAACUGCAGACGACAACUGUGUUCUUUGAAGCAGUUUGACAAAAGCGAACAGUUUGUCCAACAAAAGCUGCAAAAAGGAGUUUUACGUGCAGCUGAAACACUUCUUGGUGAUGCAGUGCAGUAUGAAUCAAAGAAAAUCACAUUCAAAGAGAAUGACGUUUUGAUCGACCAAAUUUUGACAGCUACUUCCCUGGUGCAAACAGAAGAAAAGAGAUGUCAGACAACACAAAGCAUGAAGCUACCACCUAGUGUUAAAUCAAAACAAGUUGUAAACGUGAGAGUGUCUGGUGAUGAAAACACAUGUUGUAUAUAUGGAAUAUGUCAGCUACCAGGUGGAACUAUUGUUUUGACAGAUUAUAAGAACUACAGGCUAAAAAGGCUUGACAACCAGUAUAAAGUCAGUGACCACCUUGACCUGGAUUCCAAACCUACAGGAAUUUGUUGUAUUGGUACAAAUGAGGUAGCUAUAAAACAGGUAAACAACAAGGUACAGUUUGUGUCAGUUGGUAGAAGUAUGUCAAAGACUAGUACAUUUGAUAUAGACUAUGGAGAUUAUCUUGGUUUUAUAUAUUUUGCUAAUACAUUAUGGAGUUACACUGUACAUGGCUUGAAUAUAUUCAGCACAUCCGGCACAAAGCUGAAAAGCCUCAAGGAUGACACCUUUUGGAAACACUUGUUUCCGUCAUCUGUGAGACCCAAGAUAUUCCCAGUUUGCAGUGAUAGAACAUUCGUGUACGUGUCAGACUUUGAUAACAUUGUUGCUUGUCUGGACGCUGAUGAGAAUGUGAAGGCGAUGCUGGCAGAUCCAAGUCUUAAAGGGAUAAGAGCUGCAUGCAUAUCCAGUAACGAUGUCGUAUUUGUGGCUGGAUUCUCCUCAAAUAAUAUCAUGAUGUUUGAAAGUGAUGGCAAAUGUCUCGGUGAAUUAGUAACUGUUAGCCAGCCACAGUAUCUAUGUUACGAUAGUGAGAAGGAUAAACUUAUUGUUGGUUGUUACGGUGACAAUAAUAUUGUGGUGAUAGAUCUCGAAAUCCCACGUACUGCUGUAAAGUAAAUUCGAAAUGUAUGAGGCUAUAAGAUUAAUGUUUUCAAAUAGUUAUUAUGGUCGGUAUAUUUUUGUGAUGGAUGAUAUACUAAACAAAAAGAGCUAAGCCACCCUUUGCUAUUUUGCCAAUAUCCUAGAAAUUAGAAAUUUCGGAAAAUACAUUUUUGAUCUUUAGCCUACCUUUAGGACAAAGUGUUGUGAACAAAUUCAACACAAUAAAUUUCAGAAAGCGUUCAAAUUAUAAUAUUGUUCAUUAUACUACCUUGUCCAAAUUGGAACAAGUCCUAGAAAACGCACAUAAAAGUUCUGAUAUUAGAAAACAAGUGAAUACGUUCUUUAAGAAUACAGAGGAUAACAUAAUGUGGUUAAAUAUCUCAAACAUGUUAAAUGCUCUUUUCAGAUAGGGCACGAUAAUACGUUAUUUAGUAAUAUUAUUCUGAGCAAGUAAGUAUUGUACAGUAUGCAUUCUGCCUCAUUAUGUCAUGUUUUCAUGAAUUGAGAUAAUAAACUAAUUAAAUUGAAUUGAUCAUUCACUAUGUUUCUAAAUGUUUCUCUUGAUACGAAAAAAAAUAUAUAUAUAUCAAAUUGCGGAUAAGCUAUUCUGUUCAGCGUACUGGAUAUUGUCGUAUGGUCAAAUAUCAAAUUCACAUGUAUUUCAAUCCUGCAUUCGGGAGCGGAUUGUGAUUGUUAUUUUACACAAAAACAAAAUCUUGGAAACGGGUUUUUUGGUCCUCUAAUUUACUAGUAGUAUGAAGUGAAAAGAUUAAAAGACAUAAAAAGAUACCAGUUGUUAUGUAACAUAAUAUAGGUGGUUUUUGAUCAGUUGUAUACAGUCGACGUUACAUGAAAGCGCAUUUGUGUUUCUUUUUUUUUUUCAUGUUUCUUUUUGUUUAUCAAUUUUGUCUAUGAAUAUUGUGUAUAUAUAUUAAAAUUUAUAGUCCUA